Messenger RNA from Castor canadensis (American beaver), 1993 nucleotides. It is a transcript of the gene F12, whose product is annotated as coagulation factor XII. The record is from RefSeq and is a predicted model, not a curated record. Gene Ontology annotation, biological process: zymogen activation; blood coagulation. Gene Ontology annotation, cellular component: extracellular region; rough endoplasmic reticulum. Lineage: Eukaryota; Metazoa; Chordata; Mammalia; Rodentia; Castoridae. Gene Ontology annotation, molecular function: serine-type endopeptidase activity.
CAGGCCUCAGAGACCUUUGGCCAGCCCUAUUGAUCUAGACUGCUGGGCAGGCAGUGGGACCAACUGACAGACGCCAUGAAGGCUCUGCUGCUUCUGGGGUCCCUGCUGGCGAGCCUGGAUUUGGCACUUCUGGCUCCACCUUGGAAAGCCCCCAGGGGGUUUAAGCAUGGUGCUGGACCCAGGGAACCUAUAGCAGCUCUCACUAUCACCGGCAAGCCCUGCCACUUCCCCUUCCAGUAUCACCGGCAGCUGCACCACAGAUGUACCCAUAAAGGCUGGCAAGGGCCCCGGCCUUGGUGUGCUACUACCCCCAACUUUGAUCAGGACCAACAGUGGGCAUACUGCCUGGAACACAAGAAGGUGGAAGACCACUGCAGCAAACACAACCCUUGCCACAAAGAAGGGACGUGUGUGAACCUGCCUCAAGGCCCCCAAUGCCUCUGUCCAGAACACCUCACUGGGAAGCAUUGCCAGAGAGAGAAGUGCUUUGAGCCUCAGCUUCUGCGGCUCUUUCAUGAGCAUGAAGUAUGGUUUAGAACUGAAUCAGCAGGUGGAGUUGUCAAAUGUCAAUGCAAGGGUCCUGGCUCUCACUGUAAGCCGCAGCCCAGCCGGGCCUGCAGAACCAACCUGUGCCUCAACGGUGGCCACUGCCUAGAGGUGGAGGGACACCGCCUGUGCCAUUGCCGGGAGGGCUACACGGGACCCUUCUGCAACUUAGACACUAAGGCCAAGUGCUAUGAAGGCCGUGGGCUCAGCUACCGGGGUAUGGCCCGGACCACGCUAUCCGGUGCACCGUGUCAGAGGUGGGCCUCGGAGGCCACCUACCGGAACGUGACUGUGGAGCAAGCACUGAGCUGGGGACUGGGCCACCACACCUUCUGCCGGAACCCAGAUAAUGACACCCGCCCGUGGUGUUUCGUCUGGAGCGGCGACCGGCUGAACUGGGAGUAUUGCGACCUGGCACAGUGCCAGGACCCAAUCCGGGUCCCCGUUGAGCGUCCGGCCCUGCCUGUGCCCCAUCCUACAGCAUCGCAGACACAUUCGUCCACGUGGGUCUCCCCGUCCUCAGCCUGGACUCUUCCCAUAGAGUCCGUCACGCAGAGGACACCCCUGCCCAGGACCAGCCCUGUGGGCUGCGGACAGAGGUUUUUGAAGCGGUUGUCCUCGCUGAGCCGCGUUGUUGGCGGACUGGUGGCACUGCCCGGGGCGCACCCCUACAUCGCCGCACUAUACUGGGGCCACAGUUUCUGCGCCGGUAGCCUCAUCGCCUCCUGCUGGGUGCUGACCGCAGCUCACUGCCUGCAGAACCGGCCGGCUCCGGAGGAGCUGACAGUGGUGCUCGGCCAGGAUCGCCAUAACCAGAGCUGUGAGCACUGCCAGACGCUGGCAGUGCACUCCUACCGCGUCCACGAGGGCUUCUCGGCCAUCACCUACCAGCACGAUCUGGCCCUGCUUCGCCUGCAGGAGGACGCGAACGGCAACUGCGCGCUUCCGUCGCUUCACGUUCAGCCGGUGUGCCUGCCUAGCAGUGCUGCCCCACCCUCAGAAGCUGAGACCGCGCUCUGCGAGGUGGCCGGCUGGGGCCACCAGUACGAGGGAGCAGAGGAAUAUUCCACCUUCCUGCAGGAGGCACAAGUACCCUUCAUCUCCUUGGAGAGCUGUUCUGCCUCCCACGUGCAUGGAGAAGCCAUCCUCUCUGGAAUGCUCUGUGCUGGCUUCCUUGAGGGAGGCACAGAUGCUUGCCAGGGUGACUCUGGGGGCCCUCUGGUGUGUGAGGACAAGGCCACAGAACACGGGCUUACCCUGAGAGGCAUCAUCAGCUGGGGUUCAGGCUGUGGCGACCGCAACAAGCCUGGUGUCUACACCGAUGUGGCCUACUACUUGACUUGGAUCCAGGAGCACAUGACUUCCUGACUGGUUAUUCCCUUCUGGUUGUUUCUGGAGUAGCUGGGGCAUGACCAUGGAAAAUAAGGAUUGUGUCACAUUAUUCUGA